Messenger RNA from Cucumis melo (muskmelon), 1059 nucleotides. RefSeq names its product NDR1/HIN1-like protein 13. The record is from RefSeq and is a predicted model, not a curated record. The coding region runs from base 87 to 809 and encodes 240 amino acids. Gene Ontology annotation, cellular component: plasma membrane. The transcript has a single exon. NCBI's taxonomy places the organism in Eukaryota, Viridiplantae, Streptophyta, Magnoliopsida, Cucurbitales, Cucurbitaceae.
AACCAUUACUCUUCAAUAUUUUCCCCAUUUCUCUUUCCUUUUCUUCUUCUUCUUCUUUCCCACCCCAUCCUCCUCCUCUUCUCCCCAUGGCGGAGCUGGAGCUGGAGCCGGUUCACCCUCCUCCUCCUCCGCCCGACCCUCCUUUCUUCUCUUCUGGUACCUAUGUUGUCCAAAUCCCUAAAGACCAAAUCUACCGUAUCCCUCCCCCCGAAAAUGCCCUCAUCGUCCAACGUCAUCGUAACCCAUCCGUCGUCACCUCCUCUCGUCGUCGCUCAUGUUGCUUUCGCAUCUUCCUCCCUAUCUUCAUCGUUCUUCUCCUCAUCAUCAUCCUAGCCCUCCUCAUCCCUCCUCUUAUCGCCCUUCCGAAACCCCCUGUCUUUAAGCUUACGAAAUUCAAACUCACCCCGUCCACACGCAAUUUCAAUAUCAACCUUGAUAUUCUUAACCCUAACUCCGCCGGCUCCAUCUCCUUCAAAUCCCCCUCACGUGUCUCCCUCUCCUUCCGAAAAAGCCAACUUGCCACAACUAAAUUCCCUCUCAUUCGUCAAGACCAUGGCUCCAAGAAAAAUGUCGCAUUGUCACUUCGCGCCAAAUCGGCGUUCCCCAAGGAGUUGCAACGGCGGAUGAAAAGUAGCAAGACGAAGCUCCACACUUCCUUGUCGUUAAAGAUGAAUCUUCUUGCCGAAACGAAGGGACGACUGUCGAAUCGUCGGAAUGUCAAAUUUGUUGUCACUUGUAGCUUCACUGUCAACACGUUGGGUAAAACUUCACGAAUAUUGUCGCAAGAUUGUGAAAGUGAACGCCAAUGACACGAUACGGUACAACAUAUAUGCAUGUCGUCCAAAAAAGAGGAAGAAAAAUUUGUUGGUAUUUUGGCUUCAAUUUCCAUAUCUCUCGUAAGCGACGAUCCACAUCAUAUCUCUCAUUCCUUUGGUUUCGAUGUAAGGACAGUUUUUAUCCUUUUUCUUAUUUUUUUAAUUUUUUUACCCGAAUUUCUCUCUGUUAAAUCAAUGAUUUUUAGGGUUUGUGUUUUUGUAUUUUGUUUGUAUGAUUCUUCUU